AUGUACACAGACACAUGUACAUACAUACACACAUGUACAUGCACACACACACAGACACAUGUACACACACACACACAUACAUGUACAUACACAUGUACAGAUACACACAUGUACAUACACACAGACACACACACACCCCAUAAAAAGUUGCAGUACUUCAUUGUUCACUCACAGAUCCGGGUACUGCACUCUAGGGGGAGGAAGAGAGCACAGCACACACUCCUUGCUUUGCUUUCACUGCGCUCAGCUAUUGAGCAGUCUGAUGGCUCCCAGUGCCAAUGACAGAUCCGGCCUGAGCUCCGAGCCUGCUCAGCAAAACAGCCCUGGGGGACACACUCGACCCCACCAUAAUUUCCACUCGCCAUUGGCGAGCAGGCGAGUGGAAAUUUCAAGCCCUGUACUAAUGCAUGCAUUU
Staurois parvus is the source of this 415-nucleotide messenger RNA. NCBI's taxonomy places the organism in Eukaryota, Metazoa, Chordata, Amphibia, Anura, Ranidae. The record is from the annotation of a GenBank genome assembly.